This is a messenger RNA of Penicillium crustosum, 1563 nucleotides long. Its product is annotated as questin oxidase family protein. The record is from RefSeq and is a predicted model, not a curated record. NCBI's taxonomy places the organism in Eukaryota, Fungi, Ascomycota, Eurotiomycetes, Eurotiales, Aspergillaceae. Gene Ontology annotation, molecular function: oxidoreductase activity. The transcript has 5 exons. Bases 1 to 1563 code for a protein of 520 amino acids.
AUGCUUUCCCGCGUUCUUCAGUGUCACAAACAUCAUUUGUUCAGAUUGAAACCUACUACAAACACUUCUCGCCUUCUCUUGCUGAAUAGUACUCGCUGCUAUUCCAGUCUAUGUCUACCGUUUCAAACAGUUGUUUCUUCGGCUUCAAUAUUUCCACCUGUUCUACCCCUUCCGCGACUAGCCGCGCAAUACAGCUCGUAUAGUUCCAACACCGAGAACUUUUCCCGGGUGACUUCAUCCAAAAUGGCCACCGCUACUAAGAUUGACCUGUCGCCGGUGACAGAUUCGGGCAUUUACAGCUCAAGGGCAAGGGAAGAUACUGCGCGGACAGUGAGUGAGAUCUUGCAGGAAGACUUGACUAUCCACCAUGUCUUCUUUAACGACCAACAUUUCCACAAUCACAUAACUCAUCAGCUGCUUAGUAUCUAUGCUCUUGGCGCAGCACCAGAGGAUAUCAAGGCUGGCUAUGACCGGAAUAAGACUUACCAGAGACCCGCCCUUCCAGCGAACCAAGAUGUCAUCCAAUCUAUGCACGACGUCGCUAAAUUCCAAGAGUAUUUUGGGAAGGAAGAACAUUACCCUAAUUACCUAACUUUCUUCCAGCACGAGAUCGAUACAAAGGGUGUUGGUGAGGUUCUGGGGCAGUAUGUCUUCGCUGGAGAUGAGCGAGCUGAGAGUAUGAUGUGUCGGAUGUUUGGCGGCCUUAUCCAUCCGCUCAUCCAGCUCGGUUUCGGUAUAGAGUUCAACCAACCUGCCAUCGUAGCACAAGGCCUUGCCCAGACAGCAGUGCAUGAUGACUGGCUGGGUCGUGCGUUCUUCCUACCCGCGGAGAAGAUGGCUGGUGGUAUUGGAAAGUCGGGACAGAAGUCGACGCUCCAGCUCAUAAAUGAGAUGCGGGCAGACAAGGCUCUUGUUAAGAGUGUGCAGUGGUCCGACAGUAAUAAGAUCAUGGAUGGAGUGCUUCAUAGAGCACCGGAGCAGAUGCUGAAGUAUGCCUCGCAAUUCACUGUGUCUGAGGAUCAGAUGGAGGAGCGGUUGGCGGAUAUGAUCAAUACAGUCGUCUACUAUACCAGUGCCGCGCAGCGUCCGACCAGAGAGAUGAGACUUGAUUUCUUCUUCAUCCAUUGUGUCAAUUCGUCCAUCUUCUUUUCUAAAAUUAUCAACCUCCCCUUCUUGAAUCAGCGAUCCAAGCUGCGCAUGCUGGAAUGGAAGGGACGUAUCGAUCUUUUGAUGUAUACUUCACGUGGAACACCGGACCUUCUGCUGGAUGAGGUGGCCAAUUAUCCCAUAAAGGAGGACUGGUCACAGAUCUUCGCACGAAGCAUCGCCCAUCCCGGUGAUGAUGGACAUCUAGCCAAGCUAGCUCGGGCUUUGGCGCAUGGUCAGGAAGUCUGCCAGGUAUAUGAGAGCAAACACCCCGAGAUGCCGAUCAAGGGAGAUAUGUGGCUUAGGAUUGGCAAUAUAGCCGUUGACUCGACGGUUGAGGAGGGAGAUAGACCGAUGUGGGUUCGCUCUACAGGAUUUGAUGAAGCAUGGGAGCCUCAAGCACGAGCGCAUAUGUAA